GUUUUUGCGCCGCUACGCUUCCCGUGUCGCUGCCUGACACGGGAUCACGAGAGCUGGUGGGGCUUUCGCCCGCCGGAGAACGCGGCCGGAGCAGACGACGUCGUCCCUCGCUCGCUGAUACGCCUUGGGUCAGCCGUCAUACGGACAACGCCACCGUUACAAAGGUUUGAUAACAGUGCGACGAGGAGUGCCGCAAAAGGUCUUCGUCCCGCUGAUCGUCGCUGCCGUAGCGCUAUCGCAGCUGGAGGCGAAAAAAGAUAGAAAGCAGCCCAGCAGAACACGAAAGCGGGCAGCCAGCCAAUUCCACGCUUGUAGAGUCUACACCGGAGUGGAUCUUAGCGACGUCGGCGUCGAACGGCAUGCGGAGGAGUGCGGAGCGCCUGCGUGUUCGCCAGAGAGCAGACAGCCGGACUCUCGUAAGUGGCGUCGUGCGUGCUGCUGCAACUGCUGCCGCUUUCCACGGAGCGCACCGUCGCAGCUGCCACCGCAGCAGUAGCAACAGUGCGAUCUUGCCGUCCACGUGAUCUCCGGUCAUCUCACGGAUUCUCGGAGGCAGCGCGCCGCGCGCGCGCACCAGCUAACACAAGCAUGUGCACCACACGUGUACCUGACGCUGGCGCCGUCGACGACGCCGACGACGCCAGCCGGCUGUGCGGCGUGGGCCGCUUCAGGCCGCGGGCGCUUCAGGUGUUCGCGCGGCCGCAGCUGUUCACGUUGUUGUACAGUGCCGUGAGCAUCCUGCAGAAUGCGCACUUCUACUACUUCUUCGCCAUCAUGUCGACGCUGCAGCGACGCUACGGCCUCUCCAGCUGGUCGAUCACGGUGAUCCUCUUUGCCGACAGUGCGAGCCCUUUCUUCGUGAGCUUCUUGGUGGGACACUACUCGCGCACCGUGUCCAAGCCGCUGCUCAUCUUCGGUGCCAUCGUGGCCCUGGUUGUCAGUUGCGCGGUUAGCGCGCUGCCAUUCUUCCUGUACGGGCCCGGGCUCGCCUUGGGUGUUGUCGACGCUGCGGCUGCUGCCUCCCGAGACACCCUGGACACCUGCCAGGCGGCAGACGCAGUGCGGCCUCUCUUGCAACCAGGUUGCGAAGGCCGCGGCAUGCCGGAGUCCGUCGUCGUGACGGCCGUGCUGUUCACGGCCAACUGCUUCUACGGCUCCGCGUACAGCGUGCUCUUCAUCUCUGGGAGCACGUACGUGGAUGACAGCGUGAAGAAGAAGAACUCUCCGUUGCAUUUCGCCACUGUUGCCAUCCUGAAGCUGGCCGGACCGACGCUUGGCUACGCACUGGGCUCCUUGUGCUUGCGCUACUACGAGGACCCUCGAUUGGAUCCGGUGCUAGAGCGGACAGACCCCCGCUGGGUUGGUGCCUGGUGGAUGGGGUACGUGGUGCUGGGUGUUUGUCUGGCGGCCACCGCCCUGCCAGCGCUCUUGUUCCCGCGCUACUUGUCGCCGCCGACUUCACCUACUGCUUCCCGAGAACCCACAAAAAAGUCAAAUGGAGCAAGUAGCUUCUGGCGUUCGCUGAGGUCGUUGUUCGGGAACCCGGCCUACGUGUUCAGGCUCGUGUACUGGCUACUGGCUAGCAACGCGACCCUGGGCCACGCCAUGAUGAGCUCCAAGUACGUCGAGGUCCAAUUCAGGACGUCCGCCUCCCAGGCCAGCUUUCUCAUCGGUCCCGUACUAAUGGUAACCAACGUGCUGGGACUGGGCAUGGGCGGCUUGGCGCUGCACGUCUUCAGGCCCAGGCCACGCCUUGUGACGCUGUACACGACGCUCUGCGACUUGGUCAAGCUGGCCUGUCUGGUAGCCUGCGCCUUCAUAGGCUGCGAAGCCAUCCGGCUUGCUGGCACCAUCAGCACCGUCGCCGGCCACGGGUCGUCAAUACAGACGGCUUGCAGCCAGAACUGCAGUUGCAUCACCAGGCACUUCCAACCUGUUUGCGACCCGGUCAACGAAACGGUUUUCUUCUCGCCUUGUCACGCAGGCUGCGCCAAGAUAUCUGCAGCAGAGUCAGGGGAGGUGUCCCUCGAAGAAUGCUCGUGCUUUUCAACUCCACCUGUACAGCAGGAGCACCAGGAAGCAGACCGAUGGUCCCCGUACUUGGGAUUGUGCACCGGUAACACUUGCAGCAACGUGCUGACGUUCAUUGCGUUGUCGUCGUUGGUCGGCUUCAUCGCCCGCACUACAACCGUGGGACACACGAUUGUCGGGCUCAGGUGUAUUCCUCGCGAGGAGAAGGCGAUGGCGCUGGGCGUCCAAGAAGGCCUGAGCAGCAUCUUUACUUACAUUCCGUACCCGAUACUCUACGGGGCCAUCUUCGACUCUGCUUGCCUCGUGUGGGAGGACAAGUGUGGCAGGCCGGGUGUCUGCUGGCUUUACGACACGGACCGGCUUCGCUACGCCUACCACGGUUUGUCAGUGGCCAUCUUGCUGGUCGCUGUAGUAUUCGAGGCGGGCCUCGUGUACCACAGCGGCCGCAUGUCCGGUUUCUACUCGGACGUGGCGGUUCCGACUACGCAGCGAGACAAGGUUCCCGCAGUGGUCGCGGACGGUUCCGAAGGUGUGGCUCUAGUCGACUUGCCGAAGACAAAGAGUAGAAAGAAAUCUGAAGACGCGGAAGGAGGGUGUGGAGAAAAGGCGGACGAAGACCUCCUGAGUUCCGAAGACCGUCAGGCAUCGUGCGGUUGCAGCAAGCAGGAAUCAAAAGAGCAAACGUCGGUGUGCUAAAUAACUGUCUAUAGUACCGUAAUCAAGGAGGAAUUCCGUGACGUCGGCACAGACACAUGUUUGUCAGUGAACGGCACCAGUGGAGGUAUGCACGAACGAACGGGCCAAGCCAAACGUGAUAGUGAGCACUGGCCCUGUGUGUUGUGCCCAGCGUGAGGCUUCGUACAGCCUUGAGACCGUUUCGUUUAGCAGAAACGCCUCGGAUCUGUUUCUUCGGCUGCCAACUGCGCCGGCAGGUAACUGAUGUGCCAUGUACUCGUGGCUUGUUGUUUAGGCUCGAUGACAAAUGAUUCCAGAGCCAAAUGCAGCAGGGCUGUCGUGGCAAAAGCUGUUGACUGGUGAUUCAAUUGUACAGAGAAAUACCGGCCCUGCCAUCAUGACAGAAAACAUCGUUAGGGCAGGAUGCCAUGCUCGCGUGCUUUGUCUGCGCAAUAUAUGUUGUGCCUUGUGCUAUAAGUGGCCAACGUCGCUCAUGCGACUUGCAAGUCGGAGAAUACCCGGUAUUCUGUGAUGCUACGAGCCCAACAUGUACUUUCUGUGAGUGUUGUUUUAAGGCUGUCUGCUUGAUUGAUGUCGCACUUUGUGUGCGAAGUAAGCCAAAUAAUCCCUUGCCAAAUAAGUUAAAGGUGUGCAUUUGCAGCGGAAAAAGAUUAGCACAAGUGGCCGAUGACCGGAGCAGGGAAAUUUCGGUACGCGGCGCUCUUUUUCCAGCGCACAUUGGUAUCUAAAGUGCGACGUGAAUCAUGGGUCAAACAUGGGGUGCCUGUCACUCCAGUUUUCGGCGUGCUAGGGCACAACAGCGUCGCGUGUCGCAAUUCAUCGGAUCGGGUGAUCGGUCACUUCUGCUAAUCUUUUUCUGCUGCAGCUGUACGUCGUAUGUCUACUUUCAAGUGACCACUGAAGCGAGCUAGUUGGUAUGAUAUGUUGAGUCAUAUCGUGCACAGUGAACACAAAUUACGGACUUCAUCUCUUCAACCAGUAGUUUGUGUGCGUUGUUUAGCGCGUAAAAUCAGAGGCCGUGUAAAUCCAUAAUAUUGGUUGUCUUCAUUUAUUAAUUUCUGCCAAUGCAGCGAAUGGAGUUCGAAGAUUUUGGCGGUAAUCGAAAGUGCGCGCGCGACAUAUGUAUACACUGUUCCUGUGCCAAAGCAGCAUGCAUUUGUAGUAAGGUGCCUUACUUAGCUUAGAGUACAAAAUGGCCUUAAGCAUUUUUAUCCGCCUUAAGUGCAGCGUUCUGGGUCACAAAACGAGACAUAUCGGUUGGAACCGUACACGAAUGUUUCAUAAAAAGGGCAUUUCACUAUUGUUGGUGUCGUCAUUCUUCCUUAAGCUGUGUUAAAUAAAACAAGCGCUCGUCUUCUCUUGUAACAUUACUGGAGUUGCGUAUGAAACUUGCUGCAUAGGGCUACGUAAAACUAGUUUCAUAUAGGAACGCAAGACACAAAGGCAAGUAUUCAACAAGUGAACGAUUACUCCCAUUACUAAAUAAGGAAUGUGUGCACUGUACCAUGCGCCAAAUGCUGUUUCUACGCAACACAUCCCAGCAUGAUUCCGGUGAAGCUGUACUCAAUGUCUUGGAGAACCAACUACCAUCAGGAUGGGUUGUGCACAUCAUGUGUGUCCGUCGGUAAUCCCACAUUCGAUGAGGCCUAGAGAGGCAUGCUCAUAUCUAUUACAGCGAAGCUGUAUAUGGCUAGGUUCUGGCGGAUCGCGUCCGCGGACAGAACGACGCGUAGAACAACAAUUUUUGGCGGAAGAUACUGGCGUCUCGUUCACUUGGUAUAUACCAAAAUUUGCAUGGAAGAGUCAUGACUGAUAGGUCCUGACAUCAAUAACAUCGCAUGCUCGUCAGUUACGUCACGAUUAACGACAAUAAAAAUGCGUGGCGCAUACCCGCAUUGGAUAUGCGCAUAUGAGCCAGGGACAAGAAAGAAAGAACGAGAGAGAGAGAGAGAAAGAAAGAAGGAAGGUAAGAAAGAAAUCACGUGUGGCUCAUACCCGCGUUGGAUAUGUGGGUAUGAGCAGCCGAGAGCAGGAGCGGUAGUGAUCUCGUCGGCGUCGCGCCAACGCCUCGGCAGAAGAUCGGGCCCGCGAUGCGGAGCGCAAGCGUCAAUGUCAGGCCGAUCCGGCGGCUCGUGCGGCUGAGCUACACAAAUAUGUAACCAAUAAUUGAAGAAGACCUUAAUGGACCGUCGGGAUUAACCCAGCGAUAAACACCAGGGCCGCACAUUUCAGCUUCGCGCGUUUACCAUCUGUACGGGGUGCAUAUACGGUGAAUCUUUAUCUUUAACACACACGCACCAUGUACCCACGAAAACUAGCAGGAAAGCCCGCCAAGGUAUCGGUCAUUAUGCUGACAAAGUGAAGAAAGGCUGACAACAGCUAGCGCUAGCUUCAAAUUGUUUAAUGCCGUUUGAUCGUCACCUACAUACAAACAAUUACCAUGUAUUCCGUGCAAUAAAACGGUCAUACUCUUACCUCCCACACGCUUUCCUAUAGGUAAAGCCGUUAGUGCGAUCCUGAGUGACGUUCACAGAGAAACAGGUUGCUGAAUGUCUCGAAAAAAAAAAAAAAACGAACAAAAAGGCCGAGAGCGAGAGAGAAAGAAGGUACGGAUAUUAACCAGAAGAGCGUCUUGUUGGCUACCAUGCACCCUCUAAUAUUUCUUUUUCCAGUGAAGGUGCAAUCAGUAAUUUAUCUUACUCUUU
Dermacentor silvarum is the source of this 5432-nucleotide messenger RNA. Its product is annotated as solute carrier organic anion transporter family member 74D-like. Gene Ontology annotation, cellular component: membrane. The record is from RefSeq and is a predicted model, not a curated record. The transcript has 9 exons. Gene Ontology annotation, biological process: transmembrane transport; sodium-independent organic anion transport. The coding region runs from base 589 to 2727 and encodes 712 amino acids. Lineage: Eukaryota; Metazoa; Arthropoda; Arachnida; Ixodida; Ixodidae.